AUGAAUUAAUCAUUACAUCAUAGAAUUGGAAAAGAACAUUAAAUUGAUUUUGCUGAGAAAAGAAUUCGUAAUUUAUUUAACAUAGACAUUCUACAAAAUGUUCAAAUUAGAAGAUCUUAAUUUAUUCAUUAAAUUCAUCCAAAUCCUAAAUCUCUUAUUCAAGAAGGUUAUACUGUGCAUUCUUUACCACUAAGAAACUGCGAUAUUAUGAAAAUACACAAUUAUCCUAAAUAGAAAUAAUACUUUAGUUAAUUGACAACCCAAAAUGAUCUAAGCCCUUAAAUUACUUAGGUUAAAAUUAAAAGAAUUAUGACAAGUGCUAAAAAGGAUAGAAAACUCAAUAUUUCUAUUGACAAUCAUUCCAAUACUGUAGCCUAAAUGCCUGCUUUUUACACAACCCAUUAAUGUAUCAUAUUAUUAAAUUGAGCCAACAGUAAAACCUAAAAAUCUAUGAUAUCGACAGAAAGUAUAGCACUCAGGAUUCGAUCUCUUAGUAGAGCUAAGGAUAAUCUUCAGGAUUCUUCCGUUUCUUAAAAACGAUCAGCUUCUCCUAAUAAGAAAAAAAGGUUAAACUAAUAUAAAUUAAUCUUGCAGUAACAGAUCAAUAGCUUUUGGUAAGACUAAUACUUUAAUUGA
Paramecium sonneborni is the source of this 636-nucleotide messenger RNA. Lineage: Eukaryota; Ciliophora; Oligohymenophorea; Peniculida; Parameciidae. The record is from the annotation of a GenBank genome assembly.